Messenger RNA from Hordeum vulgare subsp. vulgare (domesticated barley), 908 nucleotides. RefSeq names its product neuronal tyrosine-phosphorylated phosphoinositide-3-kinase adapter 1-like. The coding region runs from base 1 to 729 and encodes 242 amino acids. Lineage: Eukaryota; Viridiplantae; Streptophyta; Magnoliopsida; Poales; Poaceae. The transcript has 3 exons. The record is from RefSeq and is a predicted model, not a curated record.
AUGACGAUGUCCCGCCUCUCCUGCUGUGCUCGCCGCCAACCGCCUGCCCCGCUGCUCCGGCCGCUCGGCCCGCCGCACCCGUCGCUCUGCCCGCCGUUCGCCGCCAACGGCCUACCCCGUCGCCCGGUCCGCCGCACCCGUCGCUUUGCCCGCCGUUCGCCGCCAACGGCCUACCCCGUCGCCCGGCCUGCCGCACCCGCUGGUAGUUCCCUGCCGCUCGCCGCCAACCGCUUGUCCCGUUCCUCCGGCCGCUCGGCCCGCCGCACCCAUUGCUCUGCCCCGCCGCUCAUCACGAACUGCCUACCCCGUCGCCCGCCCCCCGCACCCGUCGACAGUUUUCUGCCGUUCGCCGCCAACCGCCUGCCGCCGCUCAGCACCAACCGCAUGCCCUGCCGCUCGACCUGUCGCAAUCGCCCCUCGACCCCACCACUCCCGCCGCCACUUCUCUCUGCCAACCACAUUCCCUCGACGCAAGCGGGUAGAAAUUGGCUGCCUCCGGUUUGCAGCUCGCUAGGGAACAAGGACGACUGCGCACGGCGAAUGCAAUGGCGAUGCCACGGUGACCAUAGAGGCCGCACAUGCCAUGUUCCAUUGCUUGCGGUAGGAAGCCAUGGCGCAGGCAGAGAAGCCACCCGUCGAGGAAGUGACCAGAGGAGGCGGCUCCAACUGCAAUACUCAAGAUGUGAUCCCUCCGUGAGCAUUCAGUCCAAGGAUACCAUGCGUAUCUAAUCCAGCAGAAGAAGAAGCAGCUUUAUGAUGUCAUUACUACGGCCGAGGUCAAAUCUGUGGUUUUCGGGCGUGACACAUAUGUGUUAAACGCUUUGUGUACACAAGUCAAUGUGGGUAUUGAUUUUUUUCGAUGGUGUACCAUAUGAAAGAACCCUUGACUGUUGAUGAUUCUACAACUU